This is a messenger RNA of Schizosaccharomyces octosporus yFS286, 964 nucleotides long. Its product is annotated as Sm domain-containing protein. Lineage: Eukaryota; Fungi; Ascomycota; Schizosaccharomycetes; Schizosaccharomycetales; Schizosaccharomycetaceae. Gene Ontology annotation, cellular component: NatC complex. The record is from RefSeq and is a predicted model, not a curated record. Bases 204 to 422 code for a protein of 72 amino acids. The transcript is spliced from 2 exons.
CGACAAACACUCGAAAGUAUUCCAUAGCAUCCUGUUGAAAAGAGGAACGAAAAAAAAAAAACAAAAAAAGAAAAAGAAAUAAAGAGAAAAAGAAAAAACAAACACUGAAUAACUCUACUUUCCUACAGCAUUUUACGAUUCUCUGAUUUAGCAAUUCAAUCGUCAGCAUCUAUCUGCCAUUUUCCUCUCCACAAACAACAGAAAUGGAUUCUGGAAAGCAGCAACUUCAAUGUUGGCUAAACCGUCAAGUUCGUGUUGAAGUUUCUGAUCACCGCAAAUUCUAUGGUUGUUUUAUAUGCACCGAUCAUGAGGGAACUGCCAUCUUGUCCAACACAACAGAGGAUUCCAAUGGUUUAACCCGUGUUUUGGGUCUCGUUGUGAUUCCUGGAAAACACAUCAAAUCGUUUUCUUUGCACGUAUGAGAUUGUCGUUGCUCAUGAUACAGCAAACAAUGGGAGCUUGGUUGUUGUUGGCGUCACUGUCUUGAUCUUUUCUAUUUGUUGUUCAAUAAAGUAUACGAAAUCUUUUACAAAGCAGCACCAUACACUCCUUUGCAUUCUUGGAUUCUUGAAAACAUUUGCAAUUUUUCCAACCCGACUUGAACAACUGCAUACUGACUCCAACUCUCAGUGAUUCAAAUACCCUAAUGCAAAAUGUUUUUAUACUUUUAUGAAAAGCUUCGUUUCUCUCUCUAUUUCGCCCCGUCCACUCUUUCCCUUCCGAGUCCCUUAUCCUUUCCACAGAAAACUCGCCUCUUUCUAAUCCUACCUUCCCUAAAUUCAAGAUAUAUCUAAUCUUUACCUAAUAAUGAUUACCAUUAAUCCCAAAAACCAGGCUAGCUGGCUAGUAAACUAGUAUACUAGCAAACUAGUAAACCUGAAAUGACUGUUUGCCUCUUGUUGACGGAGGUAGACAGGAAAUAAAAAUUAGAAUAAUACAUGCUUUACUCUUUCUCUCUUUGUAA